AUGGCAGACCGCUGCCUGCCCAACGCCUCCUGCGCAGCGGAGAUUGCUCGCUCUGGGCUGAACAUGACCCACUAUUCAACGAUAGAGACGGCAAAAGACCUCCUGUGGGUACUGAGUACGCUGGGCAAGGAUAGGCAAAAUGUGGUGCUAUCGGAGGGGCUUGGGAACUUUGUCGUGCAGCGGCUGCUGGAGAUGGGAGAGAACCUGAAGGGCCUUUCUGUCAUCAUGGCAGGGUUUACGCACCCCGGCUACUUUGACCUCUUCAGGAGCAUCCGUGGCUAUGACGGGGCAAUGCAGCGAUUGUUGGCGUUCUGUGAGGAGGAUGGGACUGCGCUAUGUGUCUCUCAUGUUGGUGCGUUUGAGGGGAUGUGGAACCGCCUUGUCAACGUUAUGAAGGCAGCAGAGGCGAAUACGUUGCCGUGCAACAGCCGUCUUGACUGGGGGAUUGACCCAAAAGAUAUGCACCGCGAAUACCGCACCCUUCUUGCUACAAUGCUUAAAAAACCGCAACACCUUUUAAUGCUAAGUGAGUGGAAGUUGCUUCAACUGAUACCGUCCUUUAUUUAUCGUCUACAACGCUGCACGGGGAAGGAUCAGGCGGCGCUUAAUCACCUGUAUACCGCUUUGCACUCAGAGGAGCGAGCUCCCUGUUCACAGUUUGUGCCGCAGCGGUACAAUUGGCUGGUGAAUGAGCUGACCUUGACCCGCCCACCACUGCCGCCAGAGGAUCUCUUUGCGGAGACCUUGGCGGACCGGCUGGUGCUGCCAAGCCUAAAAGACUGGCAAAAGAUGUAUGAUAUGUACAAAGCAUACCCAAAGUACGACGUCGCACCAGCUGUUGUUGCCCCUGCGAAAGUGCCUUUGCUGCUGCUUCCCUCGGACGUUGACCCUGUGUUUCCGUUUGGCAUGGCGGCACUGGCUUCCACAGUCUACGACACCACACUCCGUCUUUUGCCUCACCAAAGCAGCUUUCCUGUCGCUUCUAGCGCCUCUGGCUGCAUCAAGAACAAUCUUAUAUACUUUCGCGCCCAUCGAGCCUGGGCAGAUGCAGGGCAGUGCCAGGUGGAUGCAACGUACAAGCUAAAUUUCAUUAACUUUGACGCCUACGAAUUUUAUCGAGUGAGUGACGCGUGGGAGUUUACGACGCCAAACAUGCCAGAGCCCACGGUAACCCAGUCCACCACGACUACCACAGCCGCACCACAUAAGUCUGACAAGAAAGAGCACUUCAAAAAGGCAGUGAUCAUUCUCGCGGUACUUUUGUUGCUAGCGCUACUCGUCCUUGGUGGGAUGACGUAUCUAUACUUGAAGAAGAAAGAGUCGUUUAAGUUCUCUGACGAUUUCUACAGCAACUUGAACCACUAA
This is a messenger RNA of Trypanosoma rangeli, 1365 nucleotides long. RefSeq lists its product as uncharacterized. The coding region runs from base 1 to 1365 and encodes 454 amino acids. The record is from RefSeq and is a predicted model, not a curated record. The transcript has a single exon. Lineage: Eukaryota; Euglenozoa; Kinetoplastea; Trypanosomatida; Trypanosomatidae.